CGGUGUUUCUCUCUCGCCGUCAGCCUCUAGGCUGAUAAUUCAGUUUCAGUGCUCGCAUAAUGGUCAAAACCAGAAACAUAACCCAUAAUUCUGGGCAAAAUUGACUGGCGGUCUGUCAGCGCCUGCGCACUUUCCAUGCAAGUCAUUCAGGCCAGCGUCGUACCAGAGUUGAUCACGGAGUAUGAACCGUGUUUCAAUGACGUGCUAAGAGAUGUCGAGAAAAGGGGUCCAAAGAUUGUCGGAGAGGGCUCGGAAGGUCUACACCUGGCACCCUCCCACUACAGUUCUCUGCUAUGGAGAUAGAGGAACUGGAAAACGACGAAACGCCAUGGGCCCAAGGUGUGGACCUUAUAGAUGAUUUUAUUAACAAAACCGCAUGUCCUGAACAUGGGAUUUCGAAGGCACGACUGGCUAAGGGUGUUAAGAGAUUGCUGAGUUGCGAUGAGGAACGAGCAGGAGCGAAAGGCAUCGCUCAAAGCAUUUGCCUUUUGUGGAUUAGACAUAGGGCGGAUCGGGGGACUACAGGGUAUUCUACAUAUCAGGGUCAUAAACAAAUAUCCGUAAAUGACCCAAGAGCACCAAAACUCUCACCGCCUGGAGAUCGCUCAGCUUUCUUAAAUGAAAGACGGCCAGGGUGUCUUUGACCCGGAAGCCGUUCCAUGAGAAUGA
Molecule: messenger RNA, 669 nt
Organism: Coccidioides immitis RS
Lineage: Eukaryota; Fungi; Ascomycota; Eurotiomycetes; Onygenales; Onygenaceae
Exons: 2
Coding region: 294-644 (116 amino acids)
Source: RefSeq, a predicted model, not a curated record